AUGGCGUCUCACUUCGACACCAACUUCGUGGCAGCACUCUUACAUGCACUCUUUGUCAUUCAAGCCCUGCAAUUCAGUCAUUCCAAAGCCUCAACAAAUAUAAGUUGCAUUCGCGUCGAGAGGGAAGCUCUCUUGAAGUUCAAGCAGAAUCUCACCGAUCCUUGGAGACGUCUGUCAUCUUGGACCGGCGAGCAUUGUUGCGAAUGGGAAGGAGUGGAAUGCAACAAAAAGAAUGGUCACAUCUUGAAACUCGAUCUUAAUAAUUAUGAUUAUGGCUCCGAGCGCAGCCUGGGAGGAAAGGUACAUCCUGCUCUUAGCGAAUUGAAGCAUAUAAAUUUGUUAGACCUCGGCUCCAACAAUUUCAGUGGUCAUCUACCCAAUCAAUUUGGAAAUUUCAAAGAUCUGGAAUCCCUUGAUCUUUCAUUUAACUCUUUUUCAGGUCCUAUUCCUCCCACUGUGGGUCAAUUAUCAUCUUUGAGACAUUUGGACCUCUCUUAUAACCAUUUGAGUGGAAGCAUUCCAGAAAGUAUUGGACGACUAUCCAAUCUAACAUGGAUGAUAUUUGAUUAUAAUCGAUUGGAUGGAGUUGUCAACGAACUUCACUUGGCAAAUCUCACCAGCUUGGAUUGGCUUAGCUUGUCGUCAAACGAGCUUGUUAUAAAUGUUAGCGCAUCUUGGGUUCCUCCUUUCCAAGUAAGUAUUAUUGACUUGUCAAGUUGCAAAGUGGGACCAGAAUUCCCAAAUUGGCUACGAAGUCAGAGGCACAUUUCUACGUUGUUCAUGUCAAAUGCUAGCAUCUCAGGUGAAGUACCCCAUUGGCUACCUAAUGUUUUAUCACACAUUAGGAUUUUAGAUCUCUCGGGCAAUAUGCUUAAAGGCGACAUAUCCAAGAUUAUCGGAGAAAAGACCCCACAAUUAUCGGCCAUGUUACUUUCUAGAAAUAAUCUCACUGGCGACAUUUCAAAUUCAUUUUGCACAUUACAUGAAUUGAAAUUGCUUGAUCUCUCUAAGAACCAAUUAUCUGGGAGACUUCCGCGAUGUUGGGGGAAGUCGGUUCCUUCUUUGAGAUGGAUUUUAUUGGGAGAAAACAAGUUAAAUGGUCCGAUUCCAAGCUCUCUAUGCAAUUUGGAGAUAUUGAAAUUUCUAGGCCUACAUAAGAAUGGCUUCAACGGAGUGCUUCCAGAAUGUUUAGUAAAGCUAGAUUUGCAUAUUCUCGAUCUCAGUGACAAUCUAUUCACUGGAAAAAUACCUCCUUUUACCUCUGAAGAAUUUGAGGUAAUUGAUCUCGGGAGAAAUUACUUCACCGGGGACAUUCCUUUGUCGUUGUGCCGCUUUCCUCAUCUCCAUUAUUUAAGCCUAGCACAUAACAACCUCUCCGGAGGCAUUCCUCCUUGUUUUACCAACUUCUCUCAGAUGCGGGCCAACAGUAAUUUUACUCCGUCGACGUGGGCCAAGAGUAUUUUUACUCCGUCGACUUCGGGAUAUGUGUGGAGGCCGUGGUUUCCCAUUAUGGUUGAUAUGAAAGGAACAAGCCGAGAAUUUACCAGCACACUCUCAUAUUUGUUUUCCAUUGACCUUUCAAGCAACGCUUUAGAAGGACAAAUACCGGAAGGGCUAACUAGGCUUGCUCGACUUCAGAAUUUCAACCUCUCCCGAAAUAGGCUGAUUGGAAAAAUCCCUUCUGAUAUUGGCAACUUGACAUAUUUGGAAUCGCUUGAUCUAUCCAAUAAUAAGCUAUCGGGUGAAGUCCCUCCUAGCAUAUCCAAUUUAGGCUUUCUAAGUAGUCUGGAUCUUUCCUUCAACAGUUUAUCUGGUCGUGUUCCAUCAGGCAAUCAGUUAAGCACUCUGGAUGCUCAAUCUGUUUAUCGCGGCAACGAUGAGCUUUGCGGAGCUCCUCUUUUGAAAGCUUGCCCUAGGGAUGACCAUAAUGAUAUGGACAGACGAGGUGGCCACAAUAUGAACGAAGAUGAGUCUCAUGAAGGUGACUCCGUUGUUGCUUGGUUUUAUUCAGGACUGGGACCGGGUUUCACAGCGGCAUUCUUGGGAUUCUGUGGCAUAUUACACUUCAAGCAAACUUGGAGGAUCUCCUAUUUCCGGGCAGUGGAUAGGAUUAUCGAAAAAUUGUUGAUUGUGAAGAUGGUUAUCUUGUUAUGGUUCAAGAGGGCUUUUCAAUUUUAG
Molecule: messenger RNA, 2178 nt
Organism: Rhodamnia argentea
Lineage: Eukaryota; Viridiplantae; Streptophyta; Magnoliopsida; Myrtales; Myrtaceae
Product: receptor-like protein EIX2
Exons: 1
Coding region: 1-2178 (725 amino acids)
Molecular function (GO): protein binding
Source: RefSeq, a predicted model, not a curated record